AUGAUAUCCUCACAUGAGGAUACUCGGAGACUUUUAUAUUUAAACUCUGCUGUCGCUCAAAAUAACUUAUCGGCAUCGAGAACUGAUUUCACCAGAGGACAAUCCGAAUUGAUGGGAGCGGUUCAACAGCAACACAUCAGAUGUGGUGCCCUAAGCAACAGCAAACGUGCCGUCUACAGCGGCGAGACGUCACUUGUGCCAUCUACAGCGGUGUCUCGGAGGAACGCACGGGAGCGAAAAAGGGUUCGCCUCGUCAACCUGGGGUUCUCGACUCUGAGGGAACGCGUGCCGCCGGGGGCGAAGAACAAAAAGCUCAGCAAAGUUGAGACCCUCCGGGCAGCCAUCGAGUAUAUCCGGCAGUUGCAGCAGCUACUAGGGAUGUCUUCAUCAGAACGUUUCGAUGAGUCCAUGAUGAUGUCCGCCGACGAGAAUUUUGGCCACCUGGACGAUUGUUCCGUUGGAUCGUCUGAUGAAAUAGGCCCCGCAAAUGGAGGGCCCGGUCCCGGAUCUGGAGACCUGUCCCCGGCUUCGAGCCAUCCGUCGGACUAUUCGCUCGUCUCGUCGCCCUACGCCAUGCAGCACUCUCAAGAUGACCAACUGGGGGACAUAAGUAUGUGGUUCUCACAGUAG
This is a messenger RNA of Uloborus diversus, 630 nucleotides long. RefSeq names its product achaete-scute homolog 1b-like. Lineage: Eukaryota; Metazoa; Arthropoda; Arachnida; Araneae; Uloboridae. Gene Ontology annotation, molecular function: DNA-binding transcription factor activity, RNA polymerase II-specific; protein dimerization activity; RNA polymerase II transcription regulatory region sequence-specific DNA binding. The record is from RefSeq and is a predicted model, not a curated record. The transcript has a single exon. The coding region runs from base 1 to 630 and encodes 209 amino acids. Gene Ontology annotation, biological process: developmental process; regulation of transcription by RNA polymerase II.